CUGGGCUGGUACCCCGCUCCCCUAACUCCGCCUGCUCUUUACCUUCCCGCAGUAACGGGCUGGGUGGGCUCGCCGCGAGACGCUCGUGUGCGCACGCGCACAGGACGCGGAGCCGAGCUUGAGACCUCGACGAGGGGAGUACGAAGCAUCUGAGGAGACGAGAGAGGAGGAGGAGGCUCUAUAUAUGUUGCUAUGGGAAUAUAUGACCAUAUAAAAGAGAGUAUGUUCUGAUAAUUCUGAUCCCUGAGAUGUAAGUGGACUGAAGAGAGGAACACGAAAAAAUUUAGUGCUCACCUUUGUCACAAUGGCCACUGAUUCAGGGGAGCCAGCUAGCACAGAAGAGUCUGAGAAACCUGAUGGAGUUUCCUUUGAAAAUAGAGUUGCCCAGUUUGCAGCAAUUUGGACCAUAGAAGCUAGACUAAAGGAAAAAACCAGUACCUUUCUUGCUUCUGGGGAAGCCAUAGAAAGAAAGAGAUUUUUCCGAAAGAGUGUUGAGAUAAUGGAAGAUGACCAGAUUGCCAAAUCUUCCUGCAAAGAUGGGAGAAUAAAGACUGCAACAAAUAUUUCAAGAGUAGAUAAACUUCCUGAAAAUGUGCUAAGAGGUGGACAAGAAGUUAAAUACGAGCAAUGUUCAAAGGCACCUUCAGAAUCCUCAAAAGAAUGCCUCAAGGAAAAAAAGGAAAAAGAUAUGGAGGAAGAAGCAGAAAUGAAAGCUGUAGCAACUUCUCCUAGUGGCAGGUUCCUGAAAUUUGACAUAGAACUGGGAAGAGGAGCAUUUAAAACAGUAUAUAAAGGACUGGACACGGAAACAUGGGUUGAGGUUGCUUGGUGUGAACUACAGGAUCGCAAGUUAACCAAAAUUGAGCAGCAAAGAUUCAAGGAGGAAGCAGAGAUGUUGAAAGGUCUUCAGCAUCCCAAUAUAGUUCGAUUUUAUGACUCUUGGGAGUCUAUAUUAAAAGGAAAAAAAUGUAUUGUAUUAGUAACUGAAUUAAUGACAUCAGGAACAUUAAAAACGUAUUUAAAACGUUUUAAAGUCAUGAAACCAAAGGUCUUAAGAAGCUGGUGUAGACAAAUUUUAAAAGGGUUGCAGUUUUUGCACACAAGGACUCCUCCUAUUAUUCACCGAGAUCUAAAAUGUGACAACAUUUUCAUCACGGGACCUACUGGAUCUGUGAAGAUUGGAGAUCUGGGACUGGCAACUUUAAUGCGCACAUCAUUUGCUAAGAGUGUCAUUGGCACUCCUGAAUUUAUGGCUCCUGAGAUGUAUGAAGAACACUACGAUGAAUCUGUAGAUGUGUACGCAUUUGGAAUGUGUAUGCUAGAAAUGGCUACUUCAGAGUAUCCUUAUUCAGAGUGCCAGAAUGCAGCUCAAAUAUACCGUAAAGUAACAAGUGGCAUAAAACCAGCCAGCUUCAAUAAAGUUACUGAUCCUGAAGUAAAAGAAAUAAUUGAAGGGUGUAUUCGUCAAAACAAAUCUGAAAGGUUAUCUAUCAGGGACCUACUAAACCACGCAUUUUUUGCUGAGGAUACAGGACUGAGGGUGGAGUUAGCAGAGGAAGAUGAUUGCUCUAAUUCAUCCAUGGCUUUAAGACUCUGGGUUGAAGACCCCAAAAAAUUAAAAGGCAAGCACAAAGACAAUGAAGCCAUUGAAUUCUGUUUCAAUUUAGAAACAGAUACACCUGAAGAAGUAGCAUAUGAAAUGGUCAAAUCUGGUUUCUUCCAUGAAAGUGAUUCCAAAGCUGUUGCUAAAUCCAUCAGAGACCGAGUGACUCUGAUAAGAAAGACAAGGGAGAAGAAACCUACUAGCUUUUCAGAAGACUGCAAAUCUGUGGGAAAUGUAUUCCCUCGGUACCAAACUACAACUCUGCCUCCUGCUCCUGUUCAGCUCACUGGGACUGAAUGUGAUGAAGCUGAAACUGAUCAACAUGUUGGACAACAGCCUCCACAAACAAAACCACAGCAGCACUCUACCACUGUUAGAGGUGACACUUUGUCUGAGGCAGGAGCUGGAUCAGCUACACAUUCAGAUACUUCAGUUCAUCCCAGCGUAGCCUAUUCCUCAAACCAGAUGACUAGCUCUCAGAUGGUUUCUAACAUCACACAGGCAGACAUAAAUGUUCCAGGGCAAAUUUAUUCCUCUCACCAACUUGUAGGACAGUGCCAACAAGUUUCAGAGAUGCAGUCAAAGCUGACUCAGCCCCAAAUUUUACCUGUGGUUCAGUCUUCUGCCAUUGGUCAUCCAGUUGUUUCACAGUCCCAAGUUUCACCAUUAAAUGGACAGAAGGUCUCACAGAAAGAGUGUGUGUCCCAACUAGGUGGAACUGAACAACAAGUAGCUCUUCAAAACCCAGAUUUAGUUCAAAGCUUAAAUCAAGACUUAACACCUAUGAAGGAAAAUACUAAUAACUCUGAUAACUCAAGUGGAAAUGGGAAACAAGAGCGGAUCAAACAGAGAAGAGCCUCCUGUCCCCGACCAGAUAAAGGAACUAAAUUUCAACUUACUAUUCUUCAGGUGUCAAUUUCUGGAGACAACAUGGUGGAGUGUCAACUAGAAACACACAACAACAAGAUGGUCACCUUCAAAUUUGAUGUCGAUGGUGAUGCGCCAGAGGAUAUUGCAGACUAUAUGGUUGAAGAUAACUUUGUACUGGAAAGUGAGAAAGAAAAAUUUGUAGAGGACUUAAGAACUAUCGUAGGUCAAGCCCAGGCGAUCCUUCAUGUCCACUCUGCUGCAGAAAAAUCCACUGGAAUUGACUCUGUUGCCUUGGAAUCUAACAGUAACCAAACAGGAUCACCUGAACAAGUACAGAUAAAUUCUACAUCCACUCAAACCAGCAAUGAAUCUGUUCCUCAGUCAUCCCCAGUGGGUCGGUGGCGAUUCUAUGUCAAUCAAACAAUAAGAAACCGUGAAGCUCAGUCUCCUCCUUUUGUUCAUCCUUCCAUGGCAAUGGUUCCUGGAUUACAUCCACUAACUAGUUCAAGAAAUGUAAGUAAUAAGGAAAUAACAGCAGAAACACUAUUCACUAUAGAAAAUAAUCCAUGCCAGCAUGUACUUUUUACCUCCAAAUCAGAACACAAGGAUAAGGUUGAUGGUAAGAUUUCUGAAUGUGCUAGUGUAGAAACUGAGCAACCAACUGUACUUUAUCAAGUAGAAGAUGACAGGCAGAUAAUGGCACCAGCUACUAAUAGUUCCAGUUGCCCUGCUACCUUGGUAUGUGAAGUUCCUGUUGAAUAUAAGGGACUCACCAGCCAAGCAGGCAUGUUCAUACCUGUGUAUCCAUGUCAGCAAGCUGCCACUAUAGCUGAUGUGCCCAUGACCCAUCCUGGUGAAUCAAUCCAGACUGCUGGUACUACUGUUCCAACUUCGGUACUUGUGUCUGAUCAAAAGCCUCAAUCCUUAUCAGUACAGGGACCAACUAUGGAUGUGGUGCUUGCUUCCCAAGAAGGAGAAACCAUAGUGAACACUGAAGCAACAUCUUCUAAGGCAGUCAUUGCCACUCAGACCCCUGGCCUUGAACCAACUGCACUUCUUCCUGGCACUGUGCUGGAAUCAGAUGGGGAACGGCCUCCAAAACUGGACUUUGCAGAUAACCGAAUUAAAACUCUAGAUGAAAAAUUAAGAAACUUGCUCUAUCAGGAACAUAGCGUCUCUAGUGUUUAUCCUGAGAGUCAGAAGGAUACUCAAAGCAUAGACUCUUCAUUUUCUUCCUCUGCUGAAGAUACACUCUCCUGUCCAAUGCCAGAAAUCAUAACUGUAAGUCAGUGUGGAAUUCAAGAUAGCCCUGUACAAUCCCCAAAUUUCCAACAGACAGGUUCUAAGUAUCCAUCCAAUGUGGCUGUGAGUCAGCCUACUAAUAUAUCAGUGUUUGAAAAGGACUUGAAUGUGAUAACUUCUGUGCCCAGCGAGUUAUGUUUACAUGAGAUGUGCCCAGAUGCUUCCCUUCCAGGGGAUCCAGAGGCCUAUCCUGCUGCUGUGUCAAGUGAAGGAGCCAUUCAUCUGCAGACAGGAGGUGGAUAUUUUGGCCUAAGCUUUACUUGUCCUAGUCUCAAAAAUCCUAUUAGCAAGAAAUCCUGGACUCGCAAAUUAAAAAGCUGGGCAUACAGGCUAUGGCAGUCAACCAGCUUUUUCAAGAGAUCAAAAGUCCGUCAAGUGGGAACAGAAGAUAAAAGAUCAGCAAUUGCUCCUGAUUACAUUCCUCCGACGCAAGAGUCCACAGUCGAUACUAGGGCUUUGAGUAGAUGUAAAGUGAUGAGUGGAUCAUUUCAGCGGGGUCGGUUCCAGGUGAUUACAGUUCCUCAACAGCAGCAAACAGUGAAAAUGACAUCCUUUGGAAUAGAACACAGACCAGGAUUUAAGGAUACAACAAGCAAAUCUAGUGAACAAACUCUAGCCUCUACUGAAUCUGCAGCGUCUCAGUUUGUCAAAGUAGAACCUACCGUGCACAAUCCUCAAACUAAAGUUUCUUCUCAGAAGUUACGAAUGCUUCACAAAACUUUUAAAGAAGAUAAAGAAAUUGCCCCGCAAGGAGAAAACUUCUUAUCUUUCAGCACCACUUGUGAGACUAAUGUAUCUUCAGUGACCCCAGAAAAGAUAUUGGAAGAAGCUCCAGCCAUAGGAAGUAGUGUGCAGUCUAGAUCUAAACUGUUGCAUAAAGAAAGAGUCAUACUGACUCCUGGGAAACAGCCUUGUUCUAAUUACUCUUCUCACACCAUUGCUGGUAAUGCAAAGCCAGUGGCAAAAACUGGUCCAGAGAGUGAUCAUUGUUUACAUCUGCAUAAAGAACAAGCCUAUGCUCAAACACAUUCUCCAUCUUCCCCAAUGAGUAGUGAUGAUGAAUCAGAAAUUGAAGAUGAGGACUUAAAAGUGGAGCUUCAAAGGUUAAGAGAAAAACACAUUCAGGAGGUGUUGAAUCUUCAAACCCAACAGAAUAAAGAACUGCAGGAGCUCUAUGAACGCCUUUGGUCAAUUAAAGAUAGCAAAACCCAGUCUUCAGAGAUUCCUUUAUCACCUGCAUCACCACGUCGACCAAGAUCUUUCAAAAGUAAACUUCGCAGCCGCCCUCAGUCCUUAGCACAUGUGGACAGUGUAAAAGAUCCACAGUGUGUGACUAGUAAUACAGCAUCAUACCGACAAUCUCCAACCAGUAAAAAAGGGAUGUUCACAGAUGACUUACACAAGCUGUUGGAUGACUGGACAAAGGAAACAGUGGGAAAUUUACCUAGUAAGCCAAGUUUAAACCAACUUAAACAGAGUCAACAAAAGCUAGAGACAGAAAACUGGAACAAGUUAUGUGAAACUACUCCAUCUACUAUGGGCUACACAUCAACAUGGAUUUCUUCUCUGUCCCAAAUCCGUGGAGCUGUCCCAACUUCCUUGACACAAGGACUCCCUCUCCCUUCAUUUCCUGGGCCAUUGUCAUCAUAUGGAAUGUCUCACAUUUGCCCCUAUAAUGCUUUAGGGGGCACGGGGUAUCCAGUACAGUGGGUAGGAACAACACAGCAGUCUGUAGUAAUUCCUACCCAAUCCGGGGGACUGUUCCAGCCAGGGAUGAAUUUGCAGGCAUUUCCAGCUCCACCAGUGCAGAAUCCGGCAACAAUCCCUCCUGGACCUAAGUGAAUCAAAGGAAAUGGAGAAGAAAAGAGAUUUUUUUUUUUUUUUCAGAACACCUAAGAUAUUAAACUCUUUUCUUGGGUUCUGCCACAUUUUCCCUCAUUUGAGUUUACUUUCAGCGGUGGUGUUGUUACAGUGUGGUAUUUGAUAUAACUCAUCAUUCUGUAGAAGUGCAGUUUGCACAUAGAACACUGCACACAGAAAUGUUUUUCACUUCAAAUCCUAUCCUCUUUGAUACUUGAUUUUUUUAAAAAUACUGUUCAGAAUGCUUUAAUAAGCUCAGCUUGAAGAUUACCAUUUCCAGGACACUUUCCAUGUGUAACUGAGUUCCUUUUAUUUAAGUUUUAAAUAUUUUAGUUAGCACAGAGUUUGAGGUAACAUUAUGUCAUUUUCAAACACAAUUUAAAUUGAUUCUCCUUCCCCCUCACCUUCCCAAUCCCCCCUGGUAGCCUUCGCAUCUCCCUUUCUGUUUGCAUGUCACAUGUGUCUUUUCAGCAUUUCCCUACCCCACUUCCCUUACAUCUCUUGGUCACCAUUUGCUACCUUUUAUAUACAUACAUAUACAUAUUACCAUUUUUAUUGCUGCUACCUGCAGCUGGAUGACACUUUUCAUUAAAAUAUGUAAAACUUAUAUAGAGGUGGUUCUCCCCGAAUUUGGAUAGCCAGAGUCUUGUGGGGCUCAUGUUUAUCUUAGGUUUACUUUUCACAGAAAGCAGUAACUUGCUGCUGGAAAUGUUUUGGUGAAUAAAAUUAGAAUGAUUUUGUCAACCAGUACAGAAAAUGAGCCCUUUUUAAAUGUGAUUUUCUUCCUGUCAUCACAGUAGUAGGAGUGAAGGCUUGUUUCGAGUGAGGCGGAGGGAAAGUUAAAAACAGAACUGUAACAGUUCCUUGAUUCUACAGAUACUAUAGCUGCUUUAGGAUUUCAGUAAUCCAAAGCAGCUAUCUCUUUGUUUCUCAUGUGCACACCGCAUUGGUUUUGAGCAUCUGAGAGGCACUGGUUUGGCUUGCAUUCUUUUGCAAGGAAUAUAUUACAGCUGGUAUGAAUCUCAUUUGGGGAUAAUCCUUAUAUUCCUAACCAAGGGGAUUCAAGUUAACACUUUUUUCCCUGUUAAUCCAUUCUUCUAUGAAAUGUACUUGACACAUUAGGUUUUGUAGGUUUUAAGACUUUUACAUGAAACACUGGCUUUACAGGGUUUUAAGAAAUGUGAGAUACACACUGUCCUGCAGUGAGAUAGUAGACCCUAGAAGGAUAUUAUUUAAGUUGCCUUUAGCUUUUUAUGACAAGUUUUGGUUGUUAUAAUUUCUUAUUAGUAUCUAUAGAGUCUUAGAUGAUUUUAAAUCUUAGAAGAGUUUGGCAGCCUCUUUAGAAUUUGAGAGAGAUUACUGUCAAGAUGCACUUUACUGGGUUUUAUCCAGUUUAGGAUGAAGGGAGGCAAUGACAAAAUGUAUACCUUUGGUUUUUAAGGUUAACUGUAGUAAUCUUAAAGGUUGGUCACAGGGUUACCUAAUGCUCAGUUUAUGAAACUCAAGUAGAAUUUUUAAAUGGUAUUUAUCACCUCUUAAGUAUAUAUGUUCAAACCACUUGCCAUCCACUGAAGCUGUUAAAGUCAUUUCUAGUACAUUUUCCUAAUUAGGAAUUCUUUUAGUAAGCUUUUCAAAUUGUGUUCAAUAUUUGUGUUAACAAAUUUUCUCCAUAGUCCUCUAAAAAUGGUCCCCCAUAGGCUUGCCAGGCAAAGAGGAACACUUAAUGGGUGUAUGUUUAUUCUUUUCACAGUAUACUUUAGGAUUUUGAGUACACUUGAUUCAAAACAUGGAUCCUGUACUACUGAUCUAAGGAUCAUGCCCACCAUCAUGAUUUUGUUACUAUUACUGUUAGGGUAGCAUUUUGAGAACUGCUAUUGAUGAGAGCCACAGUUUUGUUUUGUUUUGUUUUUGUUUUGUAAGGUAUCCUGUUUUGGAUGAGUACAGAUCUUUUGUACAGAUUCCUUAUAUUUCUUCUGUGGUAUUUGUGAGUUGAAGUGAUUUUUAGGACAUUAGUGCAAUGCAGAUGUUUUCCAUGUGUAUAACAGUGCUCCUAAAGUCCAUACUUCUUUUUAAAUGUUGGUGUUUCAUUAUGAGUUGGUUUUGUGUAAUUGCAUUGAGAUUUGCAACCUAUACAAUGAAAAUACUAUAGGUUUUAAGACUGUA
This is a messenger RNA of Jaculus jaculus (lesser Egyptian jerboa), 7798 nucleotides long. RefSeq names its product WNK lysine deficient protein kinase 3 (gene Wnk3). Bases 305 to 5617 code for a protein of 1770 amino acids. Gene Ontology annotation, biological process: protein phosphorylation; positive regulation of potassium ion import across plasma membrane; intracellular signal transduction. The transcript has 23 exons. The record is from RefSeq and is a predicted model, not a curated record. Gene Ontology annotation, cellular component: cytosol; cytoplasm. Gene Ontology annotation, molecular function: potassium channel inhibitor activity; ATP binding; protein serine/threonine kinase activity. Lineage: Eukaryota; Metazoa; Chordata; Mammalia; Rodentia; Dipodidae.